This is a messenger RNA of Cicer arietinum (chickpea), 1797 nucleotides long. RefSeq names its product serine/threonine-protein phosphatase 7 long form homolog. The record is from RefSeq and is a predicted model, not a curated record. Gene Ontology annotation, biological process: meristem maintenance; meristem development. NCBI's taxonomy places the organism in Eukaryota, Viridiplantae, Streptophyta, Magnoliopsida, Fabales, Fabaceae.
AUGCCGACUCAGGAGUUGUGCACUGAGUUCCAAACAAAUUAUAGAGAAGCCCAUCUUCUGUCGGAUAACCGGGUGUUGGUAUUUCUGGCACCGACGGAACGUAAUACUGAGAUGAACAUAUGCUUUGACGGAGGAUCUUGCCACCCAUUAUCUUGUCAAGGUCAUGUAACCAAAAAACCAAAUGAUUCCAUAUUACCAUAUUUACAUGCGGCUGGCUUUGGUGAAGUUGUAAAACUCGGAAACUAUAAGAUAGAUGUCGGUCUCAUCACUGCUAUGGUUGAGAGAUGGAGACCUGAAACUCACACAUUUCAUCUUCCAAUAGGUGAGUGCACAAUAACUUUGGAAGAUGUUUAUUACAUUUUAGGAUUAAACGUUUCCGGUUUACCUGUUAGUGGUUCCAAUUUUGUGCAAGUAAAACAAAUCUGUCAAGAUUACUUAGGAGUUAUCCCACCCGAUGGAGCAACAAAAGGUAAUUCUAUUAAAUUAAAGUGGCUUAAGGAUACAUUUGACGAUGUUGGUGAAAAUGCAUCUGAAUUAGAAAAACAAGCAUCAUGUCGAGCAUACAUCCUACGUAUGAUCGGAGGGUUAUUGAUGCCUGACAAAUCCAACAACCGUGUACAUCUAAAAUAUCUUUCACUAUUAGGAGAUUUAAACAAAGUAUCCCAAUAUAGUUGGGGUUCAGCUGUUUUAGCUACACUUUAUAGAGAAUUAUGCCUUGCAACGAAACCUGGUGUAAUAUCUAUGGGAGGAUGCGCAUUAUUGUUGCAAAACUGGGCAUGGUAUCGUUUGUCUUGUGUCGCUCCUGAAUCUCCCAAACCAUGGAUAUUUCCACUUGCACAGAGGUUUAAUUCUGGUGGUCUAAAUUUUGCUAAAGUUCCUCAUAACGACGUAGAAGGAUAUCGAAAAACAAUUGAUCACAUGAUGGUUGAGGAAUUUUAUUGGAGACCUUAUCUCGGGUUCCAACAUGAAGUUUCAGAAGAAGAUAGGGCCACUUGGAGUGCAUGUACUUAUCUACUCUGUUAUCAUAUUGUUGAAAAACAUCAUACAGAUAGGGUCACACUCCAGUUUGGUUUACAUCAACAAAUACCACAACCACCAGAGGACAUGAAAUCGUAUCACGAGGUCGACAUGAGGCGUGGGAUUGAUGAUAAUUGGACUUGGGUUUGGAGGGAAGAAAUAAACCAUUGGAAUGAGCGCCAUAAUUACGUGUUGCAAGGUAACAUCGUACAAGGUGUUUUAUGUCAUAGCACAGAAUAUAUGAUUUGGUUUAGACAACACACCAAAUUGUUUAUAUCUGUAGAACAAUAUCUUCGUGAUCCCCGUUUACAACCGCCGUCAUAUCCUCGUGUGCAAUCGACCUCCCAAUCAACCCCACAACACCAAUACACAGCAGGACCGUCUUCAUCAUCACCUCAUAUACACGUCGCUACUGAAGUUCCAUUUUAUGAUCCACCACCAUCUCAGUAUUACGUUCCGUCGGUGCCAGAAAUACCAACACCCGGUUAUCCGACAGAAGAUGGGCUUCUCUAUAAUUUGUUUGGAACUCAGUGCACAACUCCUGAGUCGGCAUAUGCUGUAUUUGAUUCAAUGUAUAAUCAACAAUCCCAAAAUGUAAUGGAACCAGGUGGCAGUGGUUCUAAUCCAUCUACAGCUUACAUUGAAGAAAAUGAUCAAAAUGACGAUGAACCGGAAGAACCGCAACUUGUUCAGAGAGCUAGACGAGUUCGGCGACAUCGUACAUGUGGGACUGGGGGUCAUUUAGGUGGACAUCAUUGAUAUAAAUUUAAUGUAUUUUGU